Molecule: messenger RNA, 1272 nt
Organism: Penicillium manginii
Lineage: Eukaryota; Fungi; Ascomycota; Eurotiomycetes; Eurotiales; Aspergillaceae
Product: NOT2/NOT3/NOT5 family protein
Exons: 6
Coding region: 1-1272 (423 amino acids)
Biological process (GO): nuclear-transcribed mRNA poly(A) tail shortening; regulation of DNA-templated transcription
Cellular component (GO): P-body; CCR4-NOT core complex
Source: RefSeq, a predicted model, not a curated record
AUGGGAACUAUGGGUAGCUUUGCGCAAAGUCUUGGAGGCUCCCAACCAGCGACGCCUUUAGAUCUCUCCGAGUUUCCCUCUCUUUCGGGCGCACCGCUGCAGUCACAAUCUCAGAACCCUGGGCAACAGGUCUGGGCCAAUGCUAGUCAACGCGCGGCCCAACACACACCAGUUCAGAGGCAGCAGCUCCCGCCGACGUCACAGCCCCCUUCUCGGACUUCCCAAACACCGUCGCAUCCUGUGCAGCAACCGCCUCAACCUCCUCACGAUGACAUGUUUCCUUCCGGGACGCAAUUCGCCAAUCGACUCGACGAUUUCAGAAAUGGUGGACAAGGGAUCAGUAGCCAGCUCGGAGCCGGCAGCCAGCCUCAAACAGGUAACAUUGACGAGUUCCCUCCUUUGGGCCGAAAUGCUGCUGCUGAGAUGGCUCAAGAUCGCCGAAGCUCAUUGAUGGCCGCCCCGGGUUUUGGAGGAUACGGCACUGGCAUUGGAACAUCUCGAUCGCCGGUCAAUCAAGGGUCUAACGGGAUUUUGGGACCAGAGAAGGAUGACUUAAACAACACCCUCAUGUCAAGCCAACGCAACUUCAGCGACCCGCAACAACAAUUGCAACAAAGACAGCAACAGGCAAAUGAGGGUCAGGAAGUUUCCGACGCGCCUCAAAGUGCAGAGCAGCCGCCUCUAGCACAGAUGAGCGAGCUGGAUCGCUUCGGACUAGCUGGCCUCUUGCGCAUGAUCCAUAGCGAGAGCCCCGAUGUGGCCAGUCUCGCAGUUGGUCAGGAUUUGAUGACCCUUGGCCUAGAUUUGAAUCAGCCUGAGCCCCUCCACACCUCCUUUGCCUCGCCAUUCGUAUCUUCCAUGUCCGCCGUCCCCUUGGAACAAGAUUUCUCAUUGCCAUCUUGCUACAAUGUCGCCAACAUCCAGCCCCUUCAGUCUCGAAUUCCCGGGUUCAGCGACGAAACCCUCUUCUACAUAUUCUAUAGUAUGCCCAGGGAUAUCGUCCAGGAGUUGGUCGCGGAAGAAUUGAUGGGUCGCAAGUGGCGGUAUCACAAACUUGAGCGUUGCUGGCUAACCCGCGAUGAAACAUAUCCCGGGCCUAUGGACGUGGAACGAGGAGUGAGCGAGCGCGGAGUCUACCUGCUCUGGGAUCCUGCAAGCUGGAAAAAGAUUCGGCGCGAGUUUAUCCUCCGGUACGAGGACUUGGACAACCGACUGGACCCCAACCGGGCCAUGAGCCGCCCAGCAGCGGUCGGCCCGGCCCACGCUUCAUGA